This is a messenger RNA of Nyctereutes procyonoides (raccoon dog), 6834 nucleotides long. RefSeq names its product myosin heavy chain 14 (gene MYH14). Bases 210 to 6221 code for a protein of 2003 amino acids. Gene Ontology annotation, cellular component: myosin complex. The record is from RefSeq and is a predicted model, not a curated record. The transcript is spliced from 42 exons. Lineage: Eukaryota; Metazoa; Chordata; Mammalia; Carnivora; Canidae. Gene Ontology annotation, molecular function: actin filament binding; ATP binding; cytoskeletal motor activity.
CCCUCCCAGGGCAGGUGAAAGCACCUGCCCUGGUGACGGUAAUGAGCCCCGGCAGAGGUGUGUUCCUACGGGCUAAGGAGGGCGGGGCUGCUGGAGGGGCUCAGCCAUUUGAAGCAGAGGCCUGCAGGCCCUCCCUGUCAGGCCUGUGGUCAGUCCUCAGGCUUUGGAUGUGCCAUCAUCCUCACCUCUAGCCUGGCUGCAGUGAGACCAUGGCCGCAGCGACCUUGUCGGUGCCUGGGCGGAAGGUGGCCCCCAGGCCCAGCCCAGUGCCGGAGGCCGCCCAGCCCUACCUGUUCACGCCCAGUGGGCCAGGCAUGGGGGGCGCGCCCGGGGGCGCAGGCACCUCGCCGCAGGUGGAGUGGACGGCGCGGCGCCUGGUGUGGGUGCCUUCGGAGCUACACGGGUUCGAGGCGGCGGCGCUGCGGCACGAGGGCGAGGAGGAGGCCGAAGUGGAGCUGGCGGAGAGCGGGCGGCGGCUGCGGCUGCCGCGGGACCAAAUCCAGCGCAUGAACCCGCCCAAGUUCAGCAAAGCAGAGGACAUGGCAGAGCUCACCUGCCUCAACGAGGCCUCGGUGCUGCACAACCUCCGUGAGCGGUACUACUCGGGCCUCAUCUAUACGUACUCUGGCCUUUUCUGUGUGGUUAUCAAUCCGUACAAGCAGCUUCCCAUCUAUACAGAGGCCAUUGUGGAGAUGUACCGGGGCAAGAAGCGCCAUGAAGUGCCACCCCACGUGUAUGCGGUGACCGAGGGGGCCUACCGAAGCAUGCUCCAGGAUCGUGAAGAUCAGUCCAUUCUCUGCACCGGGGAAUCUGGGGCUGGGAAGACAGAAAACACCAAGAAGGUCAUCCAGUAUCUUGCCCACGUGGCAUCAUCACCAAAGGGCAGGAAGGAGCCAGGUGUACCGGCUUCCAGCAUCGUGUCUUAUGGUGAGCUGGAGCGGCAGCUGCUUCAGGCCAACCCCAUCCUAGAGGCCUUUGGCAACGCCAAGACUGUGAAGAAUGACAACUCUUCCCGAUUUGGCAAAUUUAUUCGCAUCAACUUCGACGUGGCUGGGUACAUUGUGGGCGCCAACAUCGAGACCUACCUGUUGGAGAAGUCCAGGGCCAUCCGCCAGGCCAAAGAUGAGUGCAGCUUCCACAUCUUCUAUCAGCUGCUGGGAGGUGCUGGAGAGCAUCUCAAAGCUGAACUCCUCUUGGAGCCAUGCUCCAACUACCGCUUCCUGACCAACGGGCCGUCAUCCUCUCCUGGCCAGGAGCGGGAGCUCUUCCACGAGACGCUGGAGUCACUGAAGGUCCUGGGAUUCACCCCGGAGGAAAUCACCUCCAUGCUGCGGAUGGUCUCUGCCGUUCUCCAGUUUGGCAACAUCGUCCUGAAGAGAGAACGGAAUAAGGAUCAAGCCUCCAUGCCUGACAACACAGCUGCACAGAAGCUCUGCCGCCUCCUGGGAGUAGGGGUGACGGACUUCUCCCGAGCCCUGCUCACCCCCCGCAUCAAAGUUGGCCGAGACUACGUGCAGAAAGCACAGACCAAGGAACAGGCUGACUUUGCGCUGGAGGCCCUGGCCAAGGCCACCUAUGAGCGCCUCUUCCGCUGGCUGGUCCUGCGCCUCAACCGGGCCCUGGACCGCAGUCCCCGCCAGGGCGCCUCUUUCCUGGGGAUCCUGGACAUCGCUGGCUUUGAGAUCUUCCAGCUCAACUCUUUCGAGCAGCUCUGCAUCAACUACACCAACGAGAAGCUGCAGCAGCUCUUCAACCACACCAUGUUCAUCCUGGAGCAGGAGGAGUACCAGCGCGAGGGAAUCCCCUGGACCUUCCUCGACUUCGGCCUCGACCUGCAGCCCUGCAUUGAUCUCAUUGAGCGGCCGGCUAACCCCCCUGGGCUCCUGGCCCUGCUGGACGAGGAGUGCUGGUUCCCAAAGGCCACAGACAAGUCCUUUGUAGAGAAGGUGGCCCAGGAGCAAGGAAGCCAUCCCAAGUUUCAGCGGCCAAGGAACCUGCGGGACCAGGCUGACUUCAGCGUCCUGCACUAUGCGGGCAAGGUCGACUACAAGGCCAAUGAGUGGCUGAUGAAAAACAUGGACCCUCUGAAUGACAACGUCGCAGCCCUGCUUCACAUGAGCACAGACAAGCUGACGGCAGAGAUCUGGAAAGAUGUGGAGGGGAUCGUGGGGCUGGAGCAGGUGAGCAGCCUUGGAGAUGGCCCUCCGGGUGGCCGCCCCCGCCGGGGCAUGUUCCGAACAGUAGGACAGCUCUACAAGGAGUCACUGAGCCGCCUCAUGGCCACACUCAGCAACACCAACCCCAGCUUCGUUCGCUGUAUCGUCCCCAACCAUGAGAAGAGGGCUGGCAAGCUGGAGCCUCGGCUGGUGCUGGACCAGCUGCGCUGCAACGGCGUCCUGGAGGGCAUCCGGAUCUGUCGCCAGGGCUUCCCCAACCGCAUCCUCUUCCAGGAGUUCCGGCAGCGAUACGAGAUCCUGACGCCCAAUGCCAUCCCCAAGGGCUUUAUGGAUGGGAAACAGGCCUGUGAGAAGAUGAUCCAGGCCCUAGAACUGGACCCCAACCUCUACCGUGUGGGACAGAGCAAGAUCUUCUUCCGGGCAGGGGUCCUGGCCCAGCUGGAAGAGGAACGGGACCUGAAGGUCACAGACAUCAUUGUGUCCUUCCAGGCAGCUGCCCGGGGGUACCUAGCUCGCAGAGCCUUCCAGAAGCGGCAGCAGCAGCAGAGCGCCCUGAGGGUGAUGCAGAGGAACUGUGCUGCUUACCUCAAGCUGAGACACUGGCAGUGGUGGCGGCUCUUCAUCAAGGUGAAGCCGCUGCUGCAGGUGACGCGGCAGGAUGAGGUGCUGCAGGCGCGGGCCCAGGAGCUACAGAAAGUUCAGGAGUUGCAGCAGCAGAGCGCCCGCGAGGUGGGCGAGCUCCAGGGCCGCCUGGCGCAGCUGGAAGAGGAGCGCACUCGCCUGGCAGAACAACUGCGAGCAGAGGCAGAGCUGUGUGCGGAGGCCGAAGAGACACGGGGGCGGCUGGCAGCCCGCAAACAGGAGCUGGAGCUGGUGGUAUCAGAGCUGGAGGCCCGUGUGGGCGAGGAGGAGGAGUGCACCCGCCAGCUGCAAAGUGACAAGAAGAGGCUGCAGCAGCAUAUACAGGAGCUGGAGAGCCACCUUGAGGCUGAGGAAGGGGCACGGCAGAAACUGCAGCUGGAGAAGGUGACCACAGAGGCCAAGCUGAAGAAAUUUGAGGAAGACCUGCUACUUUUAGAAGAUCAGAAUGCCAAGCUGAGCAAGGAGCGGAAGCUGCUGGAGGAGCGUCUGGCCGAGUUCUCAUCACAGGCGGCCGAAGAGGAGGAGAAGGUCAAGAGCCUCAAUAAGCUUCGACUCAAAUACGAGGCGACGAUUGCGGACAUGGAAGACCGCCUACGGAAGGAGGAGAAGGGCCGCCAGGAGCUGGAGAAGCUGAAGCGGCGGCUGGACGGGGAGAGCUCGGAGCUGCAGGAGCAGAUGGCCGAGCAGCAGCAGCGUGGGGAGGAGCUGCGGGCCCAGCUGGGCCGCAAGGAGGAGGAGCUGCAGGCGGCCCUGGCCAGGGUGGAGGAGGAGGGCGGUGCCCGGGCCCAGCUGCUCAAAUCCCUGCGGGAAGCACAGGCAGGACUCGCGGAGGCCCAGGAAGACCUGGAGGCUGAGCGGACAGCCAGGGCCAAGGCAGAGAAGCAGCGCAGGGACCUGGGUGAGGAGCUGGAGGCGCUGCGGAGUGAGCUAGAGGACACGCUGGACUCCACCAAUGCGCAGCAGGAGCUCAGGUCCAAGAGGGAACAGGAAGUGACAGAGUUGAAGAAGGCUCUGGAAGAGGAGACGCGUGUUCACGAAGUGGCGGUGCAGGAGCUGAGGCAGCGCCACGGGCAGGCACUGGGCGAGCUGGCGGAGCAACUGGAACAGGCCCGGAGGAGCAAAGGUACAUGGGAGAAGACCCGGUUGGCCCUGGAGACUGAAGUGUCUGAGCUACGGUCGGAGCUGAGCAGCCUGCAGGCCUCACGUCACGAGGGCGAGCAGCGGAGACGCCGCCUGGAGUCACAGCUGCAGGAAGUUCAGGGCCGGGCUGGCGACGGGGAGCGGGCACGAGCCGAGGCUGCUGAGAAGCUUCAGCGAGCCCAGGCUGAACUGGAGAAUGUGUCCGGGGCCCUGAGUGAGGCCGAGUCCAGAGCCAUCCGGCUGAGCAAGGAGCUGAGCAGCUCAGAGGCCCAGCUACAUGACGCUCAGGAGAUGCUUCAGGAGGAGAGUAGGGCGAAGCUGGCCUUGGGGUCCAAGGCGCGAGCCCUGGAGGCUGAAGUGGCGGGGCUGCGGGAACAGCUGGAGGAGGAGGCAGCCGCCAGGGAGCGGGCAGGCCGCGAGCUACAGACCGCCCAGGCCCAGCUCUCAGAGUGGCGGCGGCGCCAGGAGGAGGAGGCAGGAGCCCUGGAAGCAGGAGAGGAGGCCCGGCGCCGGGCAGCCCGUGAGGCUGAGGCCCUAAGCCUGCGCCUGGCAGAAAAAACUGAGGCGGUGGAGCGGCUGGAGCGGGGCCGCCGCCAGCUGCGGCAGGAGCUGGACGAUGCCACCGUGGACCUGGAGCAGCAGCGGCAGCUCGUGAGCACACUGGAGAAGAAGCAGCGCAAGUUCGACCAGCUCCUGGCAGAGGAGAAGGCAGCUGUCCUGCGGGCGGUGGAGGAACGUGAGCGGGUCGAGGCGGAGGGCCGGGAGCGCGAGGCUCGGACCCUGUCACUGACUCGGGCGCUGGAGGAGGAGCAGGAAGCACGUGAGGAGCUGGAGCGGCAGAACCGGGCCCUGCGGGCAGAGAUGGAAGCACUGCUGAGCAGUAAGGAUGACGUCGGCAAGAACGCGCAUGAGCUGGAGCGAUCCCGCCGGGCAGCAGAACAGACAGCCAAUGACCUGCGAGCACAGGUGACCGAGCUGGAGGAUGAGCUGACGGCAGCCGAGGACGCCAAGCUGCGGCUGGAAGUGACCGUGCAGGCUCUCAAGGCGCAGCACGAGCGCGACCUGCAGAGCCGAGAUGAGGCUGGCGAGGAGAGGCGGCGGCAGCUGGCCAAGCAGCUGAGGGAUGCAGAGGUGGAGCGGGACGAGGAACGCAAGCAACGCGCCCUGGCUGUGGCCGCCCGCAAGAAGCUGGAGGCUGAAGUAGAGGACUUGAGAGCCCAGAAUGCGAUGGGGGUGCAGGGCAAGGAGGAAGCGGUGAAGCAGCUCCGCAAGAUGCAGACCCAGAUGAAGGAGCUGUGGCGGGAGGUGGAAGAGACGCGCAGCUCCCGGGAGGAAAUCUUUGGUCAGAACCGGGAGAAUGAGAAGCGCCUCAAGGCGCUGGAGGCAGAGGUGCUGCGGCUGCAGGAGGAAUUGGCCGCCUCAGAUCGUGCCCGGCGGCAAAUCCAGCAGGAGCGGGAUGAGAUGGCAGACGAGGUGGCCAAUGGCAGCCUUAGCAAGACGGCUAUUCUGGAAGAGAAGCGUCAGCUGGAGGGGCGCCUGGGUCAAAUGGAAGAAGAGCUGGAGGAGGAGCAGAGCAAUGCAGAGCUGCUCAAUGACCGCUACCGCAAGCUGCUCCUGCAGGUGGAAUCACUGACUACAGAAUUGUCAGCUGAGCGUAGUUUCUCAGCCAAGGCAGAGAGCGGGCGACAGCAGCUGGAGCGGCAGAUCCAGGAACUCCGGGGGCGCCUAGGUGAGGAGGAUGCUGGGGCUCGGGCCCGCCAGAAGAUGGUCAUUGCUGCCCUGGAAUCCAAGCUGGCCCAGGCUGAGGAACAGCUGGAGCAGGAGAGCAGGGAGCGCAUCCUCUCAGGCAAGUUGGUGCGCAGGGCCGAGAAGCGGCUGAAAGAGGUGGUACUCCAAGUGGAGGAGGAGCGGAGGGUGGCUGACCAGCUCCGGGACCAGCUGGAGAAAAGCAACCUCCGGGUGAAGCAGCUGAAGCGGCAGCUGGAGGAGGCCGAGGAGGAGGCGUCCCGGGCUCAGUCGGUCCGCCGGAGGCUGCAGCACGAGCUAGAAGAUGUCACAGAGGCCUCGGAGUCCAUGAACCGCGAGUUGAACACGCUGAGGAACCGGCUCCGGCGCGGUCCCCUCACCUUCACCACCCGCACUGUGCGCCAGGUCUUCAGGCUGGAGGAGGGCGUGGCAUCAGAAGAGGAGGUCGAGGAGGCGGAGCCUGGGGCCGGGCCGCCCCCAGAGCCCGAAGGGCCCCCGGUGUCCCAACCGCAGUGACCCCACCCGUCCCCAGUCCUCAGCUGUGGCCCCUCCCUCCCUGGCCCCUGGCCACCCUUGGCACCCGCCCCAGGAACCCUCCCUCCAGCUUCUAGCACUUUGGAAAUGGUGCCGCCCUCUAGCGCUGCAGCACUUAUCAACCCUGUGGGGCGGGGGUCGGCACCAAGACCUCCUGUGAACCCCUAAACCCUCCGGGCAAGCAGGGAGACGAGGACCGGGGCUCUUGCUGGGAAGGAGAUCCAGGUGGAGUAGGCAAAGCUGUGGUCCCAAAGGGCUCCCCAACAUCCUUCAGUUGUGGCUCCCCUGCCGUCCAAAGCUAGGGUUCUCAUUCCUUUCCCCCCUCCUCUCACUCCCCCUUCCUCUCUCUCUCCACUUAGCCACUGACCCCUGAACUUCUGAGUGAUAGCAGCCUGAGCCCCAGGUCUCCACCAGACCGACCCCUGCAGAGGGGCGGGAUAAGGAAAUCAGCUCCCCCCUCCUCAAUGCUCUGCCCUCCCUCUGGUUGCUCUUGUGUGAUCAACUUUGGGUUAGAGUUUCCUGUGGGGGCUGGACGAGGCCCCCUAUCCUCCCAGCCUCCAGGCUCUGACAGAAAUAAACUCCGACCCCAACCAGA